Molecule: messenger RNA, 6136 nt
Organism: Sorex fumeus (smoky shrew)
Lineage: Eukaryota; Metazoa; Chordata; Mammalia; Eulipotyphla; Soricidae
Gene: TNS3
Product: tensin 3
Exons: 29
Coding region: 198-4514 (1438 amino acids)
Biological process (GO): dephosphorylation
Molecular function (GO): phosphatase activity; protein binding
Source: RefSeq, a predicted model, not a curated record
GCUUUAAGAAUAAGACUUCUAAAAAAUCCAAAGUUUGUGGGAUUUGCAAGCAAAUUAUUGAUGGUCAAGGGAUUUCAUGUCCAGCCUGCAAGUAUUCCUGCCACAAGAAAUGUGAAGCUAAGGUUCUGCGGCUUCCCCUGCCACCUGCAUCUCUCAUUUGUCACAAACCGUUCAGGUUGCCAGCUCUGAGUUGCACCAUGGAAAACAGCCACGAGCUGGACCUCACUUACAUCACUGAGCGCAUCAUUGCCGUGUCCUUCCCUGCGGGCUGCUCGGAGGAGUCCUACCUGCAUAACCUGCAGGAGGUCACGCGCAUGCUGAGGUCCAAACAUGGGGACAACUACCUGGUAUUAAACCUUUCAGAGAAGAAGUAUGACCUGACAAAGCUUAACCCAAAGAUUCUGGAUGUGGGCUGGCCUGAGCUGCAUGCACCCCCCUUGGACAAAGUGUGUAGCAUCUGCAAGGCCCAGGAGUCAUGGCUGAACAGUGACCCCCAGCAUGUUGUGGUUAUUCACUGCAGGGGUGGAAAGGGACGCAUUGGAGUGGUCAUAUCGUCCUAUAUGCACUUCACCAACGUCUCGGCCAGUGCUGACCAGGCUCUGGACAGAUUUGCAAUGAAGAAGUUCUAUGAUGAUAAAGUUUCAAUGCUGAUGCAGCCUUCCCAGAAACGAUACGUUCAGUUUCUCAGCGGGCUCCUGUCAGGAGUGGUGAAAAUGAACGCCUCACCCCUGUUCCUGCACUUCGCCGUCCUCCACGGCACCCCCAACUUUGACACGGGUGGAGUGUGCCGGCCCUUCCUGAAGCUCUACCAAGCCAUGCGUCCUGUGUACACGUCGGGCAUCUACACUAUUGGCCCAGAACACCAAAACAGGAUCUUCAUCGCCAUAGAACCGGCCCAGCUCCUGAAAGGAGACAUCAUGGUGAAGUGCUACCAUAAGAAGUACCGCUCAGCUACCCGCGAUGUCAUUUUCCGCUUGCAGUUCCACACGGGAGCUGUUCAGGGCUACAGACUUGUGUUUGGGAAGGAGGAUUUGGACAGUGCCAGCAAAGAUGACCGGUUUCCUGAUAAUGGGAAGAUUGAAUUAAUAUUCUCUGCCACUCCUGAGAAGAUUCAAGGUUGUGAGCACUUGCGCAAUGACCAUGGGGUAACUGUGGACUUCAACACCGCUGACCCUUUGAUCCGGUGGGACUCCUACGAGAACCUGAGUGCAGAUGGAGAAGUGCUGCACACACAGGGCCCUGUGGAUGGCAGUCUUUACGCCAAGGUGAGGAAGAAGAGCACGUCCGAGUUGGGGGGGCCCCCAGCUGCCAUUUCCACCAGCAGCCCAGACCACGGGGAGCACACACUGUCGGUCAGCAGUGAUUCUGGACACUCCACCACUUCAGCCAAGACAGACAGGACUGAGGAGCGCCUUGCUCCGGGGCCCAAGAGGGGCCUGAGCCCCCAGGAGAAAGCUGAAUUGGACCAACUCCUCAGUGGCUUUGGCUUAGAAGAUUCUGGUAGCCACGUCAAGGAUAUGACUGAUGCUCACAGCAAGUACAGCGGGACACGCCACGUUGUACCCGCCCAGGUUCAUGUGAACGGAGAUGGCAUGCCCAGGGACCGGGAGACGGACAUCCUGGACGACGAGGUACCCAGCCAUGACCUGCACAGUGUGGACAGCAUCGGGACUCUGUCCUCCUCCGAGGGCCACCCCUCGGCCCACCUGGGCCCUUCCACCUGCCACAAGACCAGCCAGAACUCGCUGCUCUCGGAUGGAUUUGGCAGCCCUGGAGAAGAGCCACAGGGUCCCCUGGGCCCAGACCUGGGCCUCAGUGGGGGGCCCCCAUAUGAGCGGGAGCGGGCUCUUGGGGGUCAAGAGCCCAGACCACUGCAGCCUCUGCUGAGGGAGCCAUCUGUGUCUGCCCAGACGCAGGCCUUUGGACAGAGUGGCUACUCCACACAGACCUGGGUCCGCCAGCAGCAGAUGGUGGCCACACAUCAGUAUGGCUUUGGCCCCGAGUCAGAAGCCAGGCUUGUCAGCCGGGGCUCAGCAGACAGCUCGGGCCUGCUGCAGGCCCAGCCCAGCAUUCUGGUCACACCUGCCAGGGGGCCUGGGAGGGGGGCUGUCCACAGGGGCCUGGGGCUAGGGCCACAGCCCCUGGACACACAGUGCCCCUCUCUAGGCAGGGCCUGCAAACCCAGGUUCUCCGACAUGGGGCUGGUGAACGGGACCGGCCUGGAGCUGAGUACAGACCCCUCUCUGGGCUCGCCCACCCUGGACAUUGACCAGUCCAUCGAGCAGCUCAACAGACUCAUCUUGGAGUUGGACCCCACCUUUGAGCCCGUCCCCACCCACCUCAAUGCCUCUGGUGGCCAGGCCAAUGGCCUGGGAGGUGGACUCCGGGCAGGCGGCUGCUUGCAGGACACAGAGGGCUGCAGAGCGCCCAUGAGGCCAGGCUACUCGAGUGAUGAGGCCCUGGGAGGAACGUACCGGAAGUGGAGCCUUGGACAGUAUGACAACAGUGCUGGGGAGCAGCCUGCCUUCUCCAAGUACGGGUGGGGGAAGACCACCAGUGUGGACCAAGCUCCCAGCCUGGCAUCUUUCCUUUCUCCAGCAGACACCAAAGAGACGGCCAUCUCCACGUACCCCUCGGACCUCGAUGUCAUCGAUGGCAGGAUUUUUUCUUCCACCAAAAGCAGCAGUGAGUCCAUAUCAUCCAUACCAGCAUUUCCUGUGUCUCCAGGGACACCGUAUGUGACAACACCCCCACAGUAUUCCCCGUUCAACCCACCUGGGUCACAGAUGGGCGGCACCAGUGGUUUGUACAAAGGAGAUCAUGAACGACGAGGCUGUCCUGAGAGUCUCGGUCACACUGUGGGGAUGUCAGAGAGCCCCGUUGGACCAAACCCCGUCACGCUUCGGGCCGACCUGCCGCCAGUGCCCUCCUUCCAGCGGACCUUUGCAUCGUCCUGCACCAUUGCCAGCAGCGGCCCUGGCCAGUGCAGGGACAGCUCUUCCUCAGCUGAACACCCAUGGGUGGAGAACACUCCCUCAGCCACACUCAACCUGCUGGGAACCAGCCGGCCUGCAGGAGGACUCCUUGGUGCUAGCGAGUUCACCAACCCUGGCAAGGAUGGUCCCGGACAACCCCACUUCCCACCUGCAGAGCUCCCGGUCUCUUUCCACAGUCAGGAGCUGCCCGUGGUGGAGCUUCCGGAAGUGCUGGGCACACAGAGUGGCCAGACCUCCCUGUCCUUUGGCACUGCCCCCCUGGGAAGUGCUCUCCCCUCCCGGGAGGACCCAGCAGCUCUGAUGGCCAAGUCUCACGAAGGGUCCCAGCCUCCCAGACCCUCGAGGCCCGUCGUGCCGGCCACUGACAGUGGCUUCCUAUCCCACGACUUUCUCAUGCUGGUGCCUGGACACAGUGGCCAGCACAGUUCCGUUGUACAGGGCCAGGGGCUGACUCUGCCUGGGCAGCCUCCUCUCCCCGAGAAGAAGCGGGCCUCGGAGGGAGAACGUUCCCUCGGCUCCAUCUCCCCCUCCUCUAGCGGUUUCUCCAGUCCCCACAGUGGCAGCACCAUGAGCAUCCCUUUCCCAAACAUUCUUCCGGACUUUUCCAAGACUGCAGAGGCAGCAGCACCUUCUCCAGAUAAUUCAGGUGACAAGCAUCUGUCUGUGAAUUUUGUCCAAGAUACAUCCAAAUUCUGGUACAAAGCAGAUAUCUCCCGAGAACAAGCCAUUGCCAUGCUGAGGGACAAGGAACCUGGCUCAUUCAUCGUCAGGGACAGCCACUCCUUCCGAGGUGCCUACGGCCUGGCCAUGAAGGUGGCCACUCCACCCCCGUCAGUCCUGCAACUGAACAAGAAAGGUGGAGAUUUGGCCAAUGAACUUGUUCGGCACUUUUUGAUUGAGUGCACCCCAAAGGGUGUGCGGUUGAAAGGGUGUUCCAAUGAGCCAUAUUUCGGUAGCCUGACAGCUUUGGUCUGUCAGCAUUCCAUUACAGCCUUGGCUUUGCCCUGCAAACUGCUCAUUCCAGACAGAGACCCUUUAGAGGAGAUCGCGGAAAGCUCACCUCAAACAGCAGCCAACUCGGCAGCUGAGCUGCUGAAGCAGGGAGCAGCCUGCAAUGUAUGGUACCUGAAUUCCGUGGAGAUGGAGUCCCUCACAGGCCACCAGGCUGUCCAGAAGGCCCUGAGUAUCACCCUGGUCCAGGAGCCACCACCCUUGUCCACCAUCGUGCACUUCAAGGUGUCAGCCCAGGGCAUCACCCUCACGGACAACCAGAGGAAGCUGUUCUUCCGGAGACACUAUCCUGUGAGCAGUGUGAUCUUCUGUGCGUUGGAUCCACAGGACAGGAAGUGGAUCACAGAUGGUCCUUGCUCAAAAGUCUUUGGAUUUGUGGCACGGAAGCAGGGCAGUACCACAGACAACGUGUGUCACCUGUUUGCGGAACACGACCCUGAGCAGCCCGCCAGUGCCAUUGUCAACUUUGUGUCAAAGGUCAUGAUCGGCUCCCCGAAGAAGAUCUGAGCCCCUGCCAGCCUGGAGACCCCAGAGAUGCUGGGACAGCAGACUCUGACCCUGAAACUCUGGGCCCAGCAGAUGAAAGAGCUUCACCUUUACAAAGAGAACAGACAAGACACCCGCUCCCGGCACUUCCUGGGUGAAAGGAGCUGGGCACCAGGCUUCUAACUGGAAGAGUUAAAGGACCAUGCGAGGAAACGCUGAGUUCACGCUGCUGAGAAGGCUCUGAGCCCCCCACAGGGAGCGAGGAACCACCAUUGCCGUGGUUUCUGCCCAGCCAACAUUCCAGGGGAGUCUGCCCUUCACUUCAGAAGGGACUGCAUGUUUUCAGGGGUUGGGGCAGCUGAGUCAGGCCUUUGUGGAGCACAAAGUCCUGGGGGAAGGGAAGGGGCUGUGAACACCAGGGGCACUUGUGUCCGGAGCCCCUGGCGAGGCAGCUCCUCUCACUGCUCUCACCGACUGGGUGGUGUCUCGACAGGGGAGAAAGAAGUGUAGACAGGCCAGAAGGGAAGUGCCUUUUCCAUCUAACUUAUACUUCAUUAUGCCACACUAUUUAUGUGGAUAAACAUCCACAUCCCCAUCACUAUCCUGUUCUCAUGUCCUGUUCUAUACCUGCCAGUCCACCAGGAUUCUGGGAGAAGCUUCUGGUCCUGGGGGCUGGGGGACUGGGCAUGAGAAUGUGCCCGAGUCCUUGCCAACUGCUGCCUCUGCAGUGCUUGGGCCUUCACCAGUUUAAGGUGGUUCGGCCCCAGUCAACCCACCUGGUGCCUGACUUACCUAUGGGUAUUUGCCAAGUUCAGAUGACUUCCCUUCUAGUGAGGAAGGUUCUAGAGGGGUAGGAAGGAGUUGAAUUUAAACCCAGUAUGUCUCUGCAUUUCUGUUACUAUUCAUCUUGGGGCCACCAGAGGUUCCUGAGAAGACCCCAGACCUUUGUAAGACCUUAUCCUGUUCUUCUGCCCCCACUGGCUCCAAUUGCACAGCUGCCUCUGGCAUCUUCAGAGGGAGGGAAAGACUAACACUUAAUCCCUUUGGGCCGUUUUUGAGUGUCACUUUUCUGCUCUUGCUGAAUCAGGCUUACACUGAUAUGAACACUCAGUGCCCAUGACAUUCCUCAAGCAAGGGCCCUGCAAGGUGGCUCUGAAUAUAAAAUCAGUUUAUCUGGCCCAAGUGUGUCCCAGCACUUGGUUCAUCAUGCUCUGCCCAUUUUUAUUCUCUACAGCGAGAACUAGUUCUUCGAUUACCCAGGAAUCACCAGCAAUUGUCCAUUCUGGGCUUUGGAACUGUGUCUGGUGACUUCUCAGUUUCACAGUGGGGCAGAGAUAAGCUUAGCUGAUCUCGGUGGGUGUAUUGUGUAUAUAAAUGUGCAGAAAAGCAGACAGAUGGGUCCACUAUUCAGCUCUUACUAAUGUACUGAACACAAGUGCCUCAUUCCUGUGCCAAAUGUUUGCCUUAGUCAUUGUGGACCUUCUCCCCAGCAUCUGCUUACGUGGCAUCGAAGAGACUGUCCCCGAGGUCCUGAUGUCCUGGCGCAUAGCAGAAGGCUCCGAGCCCCCCACUGUGAGCGAGGAACCUUCAUUGCUGUGGGCUCUGCCCAGCCUAUCUUGUCACUGACUGCCAGGAUCCGGCCA